AUGUCAGUCGAGGCCAGAGUCAGCUGCACGACCACUUGCGCUUCGGAGACCGAUGGUUCGUUCUCGUUAAUCCCCUGGAGGUAUUUGUAGCUUCUCAGCUACAUCUCCUCCCCUUUCCUCCUUUCUCUGUUUUCGUCUCUGCGCGCGCGAUGCGCGUGGAAUCUUUAUCUAACGAGUUAGCAAUUCUCUUAAAACAAUGGCGGGGAUAUAUGGAAACGAUUAAUAAAAGCAACGAUUAAUAAUUUAUAAAAUGACUCGAUUCGCGAAAUAUUUGUAUAAUCAUUUUACGUUUGCACCUGCUCUUUGUCUCCCUUCUCUCGUCGAUUCUUCGUCGAAAUUUAACGAAAAUCGGCAAGAAUGAAAUUGUGGCAACGGGAAAUUCCCCCUGGGAAAUAUCGUAUCCGUUGACGAUCGAAGCAUAUCUGAGGCGGAGAAGUCAAAGAUGAUUAAUUUCGGUGGAUAGAAUUUCUCGCGAGAAGAAGAAGCCCGACGAGCGACAUAUUACGGUUUCGCUAUUAAUCAUAGCCGAGGAGCAUCGUUUAGGAAUGAUCUAUGCGGGUGCUAACGCGUUUAUAGAGCAGCCGUUAGUCGAAUGGGCCCGAUAACCGAUAACGAUCGCAGCCCGACUUCCGUUCGUUCGCGCGAAACAGCAACGUCCGCAGUAUUUUCUAAAAUGAUAUUCGUCUGUAAAUUAAUGGCAGAAGAGUAUCAUACGACCGAUCAAUCUAGAACCUAUCAAAGUCGCAUUCCUCGGAAGUAGAAUUACCAUCUGAAUUAUUAAUUGCCGAUCCGAUUCUUCUUCUGCAACAAUUUGCAAAGAACGAUAUCGCGAAUUAGAAAAUUCCGUGUUCCAACGUUGUCGACGUUGAUCCGUAAAUCCUUGUGAAAACGCCUACAGACGGAGAUUACGAGACGUCGAGCGAGGGUGCGAUCCGCGACGUGCAAGGGAAACAAAUAAUAAAGGAGAUACUGCCGAGGAGAAUGGGCUCGGGUUCACACAUCGACGCGGAGAAGUCAUCGAGGCUGUUGUCCCGCGACGAGGAAGCAGUCUUUUCAUCCAGCGUUCUGUCCAAGUCCGAGCCAUUGUUGAAGAGCGUCAGCUCGUUGAAAGAGGAGGACGACGGAGAGAACAUAGCUCUGACGUCAGAGUCUUCCAUAGCGCGUCGAAGGAAGAUGAAGAUGAUCGUGGCUCGGAUUGGCCCGCUGUUGUCCUUGUCCAACAGCUCCGCAAACACCUCCGAGAUCGACGUGGUUGAUGGAAACUACGAACCCAAGAAACUUGAGUCGAAAACCGCGUUACCUGUGCUCCAGAGUAUCAGCAACGAUGGACCAAGCUGCGCCAAGGAAGUGACGUUCUUCGACCUGCCAGAAGACGCAUCGUCCAAAGAGUUCGACCAAGAAGGAGAAAGCACCAAAUCCUCGAACAGAACAGGACGCUCCGCGAGGGAGAGAAUUCUAGAGAAGUCGAGGAACGUGCGAGACAACGACGACCUGAUAGGAAUCGCCGAGAAUCCCCACCCAUCCAUCAAGUCCUUUUACUUUCCCCCAAUACCGGAGAAAGAGCUCUCUUGUCUGCACCGUUCGAGGCAACAGCCGCGGAUCACAAAGGACACGGACGCAAUUCAGAAGAUAGACGGCGAGCUAGGACCCCUUCAACACCAGCUAAACGAAAUUAGGGGGAAAUUUCGGGCGUUGAAUCUCAAUGUCCCUACGCUGCUCAAUCAGGGUCAUUACUCCCGGCAUGCACCGCUCACUGACGUGUCUGGCUACUAUCUGCACAGAACGAAGACUUUCGGUCGAGACGCCAACAUGAACGAGGUGGCUCGUCUGGUGAACCAGUAUCAGGUUCAAAGCAACAGAAACUACUUCGAGACUGGAUCUUUCUAUCCAGCUCGGAGUCCUGUCGUUAGAAACGAGAACAACGAUUCUCGAGGUUACUCGGUGAAACAGGUUGACAGGAGCGUGUCAACGAUGGCCAACGAUUGGCAGCUCGAAGACGCCAAUACCUACGUGUCCGUGAAGAGUUCUUACGCUAAUUUCGGGGACCCAGAUCUGUCCGGGUCCCUGAUCCCAUCUGUCAGCAGUUCUUGCUACAGGCCCUACAGAGACAGAGGCUUCGAUUGUCACGGUGCACACGCUUCCAGGUACUACAACGAGCUGGAGUUUGACAGACCCAACAACAGUAGUUUCGUGGAGAAGAGCGAGACUAGUGAACUAGCUGAUCACAAGAGCCGGAAUAUCGUCAGGAUCAAAGGACUGGAUAAAAUGUCGCAGGCAGGAGUUGGCUCUGGAUCUGGGAAGUUGACUAGGACCUUAAAUAUCUCGACUGCCACCUCUAGACCAGAGUUACGCGCCAUGAGUGUCAAUACUUCUGCAGAGAAACAGUACGCAGGUAUUGGUGAGAGUUUGUGGAAGGUGGAUUCCAUCGACGGCUUCACGAGACCUCAAGAUCGGAGUAUCUCAGCAUCUCUGGUAGUGGUUGGGUCUGACGGAAGCAGCAGGACUCGCUACGUGAAUUACAAUCGCGUGGAUAGCCGAUCGUCGCUGGUGAUCUCGAGUUCAGAUCUGAAGAAGAAGCAGAAACCGAGAUCGAAAGAAUUGACAAAGAACAGGGAGACCAGUGCACCACUAAGCACAGAAGCGACUAAGACAGACGAGAGAGUGGUGAUCGUGCCAAUUGUGUUCACGAAUGGCAUGCCAGAGCCUCCGAAGCCUCCUCUCUUUCACUUCGCCAGAUCCAGGUGUCGUUCGCCGAAGAUGAAUCACCAUUUAGCCAAGCUAGACAAUCGAUCGUCCUCCGUGACUCAGAACUACAGCGCGUACUCGGGCAACAGCGUGGAAUCGUCGUAUCUGAGCCAGAAGCUGACGAACAGGAACAGUGGGAUGUCGAUGUCUUGCGUGAGUCGGACUGACUCGCGUUGGAAGAACGCCUCUCAUUUGUCAAACACUACGAAAACCACGUCCGAUCGCCAUCGUAGCAGAGGCAGACAUAGUCGUUCGAGCAAAGAGCAGUUUCAGCCGGCGAGGAGAGCGAGGAAGAGGGCGAUUCAGGGGAUGAUGAGCUCGCCAGAGGAGUUCCUUUGCGACACCUGA
Messenger RNA from Heterotrigona itama, 3093 nucleotides. Lineage: Eukaryota; Metazoa; Arthropoda; Insecta; Hymenoptera; Apidae. The record is from the annotation of a GenBank genome assembly.